Molecule: messenger RNA, 2288 nt
Organism: Westerdykella ornata
Lineage: Eukaryota; Fungi; Ascomycota; Dothideomycetes; Pleosporales; Sporormiaceae
Product: exocyst complex component exo84
Exons: 3
Coding region: 77-2122 (681 amino acids)
Biological process (GO): intracellular protein localization; exocytosis; Golgi to plasma membrane transport
Cellular component (GO): exocyst
Source: RefSeq, a predicted model, not a curated record
UCGACGUCCACUGUUUCCACCCCGAACGGUUCCACGGCCCUCCACGUAGCGACAAACGCAAGAAGUACUGAGAAGAAUGUCAGAGGAACGAUCGAAAGGUAUCUCGCUGCGCAAGAAGCGCACGCAGCGCAUCAAAGGCGGCGCGCCUGCAUCCCAACGCCCGACAAUCAGCGGUCCUGUUGGCCUAGCUCCUGCACAGAACUCGGGACGUCCUUCGCAGGAAUCGAGUCGCUCAGCACGGAGACCCGAUGCUCCCCGGGAGCGGCCGCGAGGGGCCGACAGGACGGCCGAAUUGGUCAAGAAGAGGUAUUCGCAGAAGAUCACGCAGCUCCCUAGUGACUUCGGAAAUGGCGCCCCUAUGCCUAGUAUGCCCCAGAUUCCGAGCCAGUAUCGAAUGGGACCGCCAAGUAAAGAGGCUAGGUCUGAGACCGCGGAUGGAAGGGCUUUGGAGCUGGAUAUGAGGGCUCUGCAGGAUCCGAAGCUGGAGGUGAAUCAAUAUGUAUCGAAUCUCCUGGCAGAUGCCACUGAAAGCGAUAUCCGCCGUUUCCAGAAUGACCUUCGCAAAGCGAAGAACAACACCUCUCACGAGCUUCAGGAGACGAUGAUUCGCAACCGAACACAAUUCAUUAAGAUCAGCAAAGAGGCGGAGAAGCUCAAAGGCGAGAUGCGGACACUCCGCCAGCUCAUGUCUGAAUUGACCACUACAUUAGCGCAGACAACGUCUGCUGCGGGCGCCAAUGGUGACGCUAUGUCUGCGAGGAAGGCCGCUAACAGAAGCUCCGUUGCUAAUCUAGAGGCGCUGUGGAAUUCCCAUCUACAAGAGCUGUGGAAGCGUGUCGAAGGGUCUCAAAAAUAUCUUCCCGCCAUUCCUGGACGACAUAUUGUGUGGGAAUCGGGCAAAUGGGUCGAACUGAAUGCAGCUACAUGGAAAGCCAGACGGAGAGUGCAUCUCAUCUUACUCAAUGACCACCUCCUGGUGGCUGCUGAGAAGAAGACUAGAGCUGAUAUGCCCGCUCAGAACAACCCCCGCGAGAAAAAGAGUAUAGGGAAAGAAUGGGUUGCUCAGAGAUGCUGGCCGCUGCAAGAUGUGCAGAUUGCCGACAUCUCGUCUCGCACAAAACCGGGAGGACAGGAAAGCAGGGGAGCUUCAAAUGCGGUUAACAUCCGUGUUGGGAGUGAAUCCUUUACCUUUGCUGUUCAUCAGGGAGACGUGACCGAGAAGAAUUCCCUCCUUUCGACGUUCCGCAAGGCACUGGAGGAUCUGCGAAAGAGCACCGAAGCAGGCACAGACGAUAGGGGAAGAGCCCGAGAUUCAGUGAACUACUUCGCUGCCCGGGAUCUCAACAUUCUCAAAAAGACCGACCUCUUGCAAACGAUCUCCGAGAAUGCGGCCAACAACCGCGCCAGCGUAUUCGUCGAUGUCGACGGAAAACAGCAAACAAUCCGCUCGGUAGAGAACCAGCUCGACGAUCUGGACAUCGAUAUCGCGCUCCAGCGAUUCGAAGAUGCUGUCCCGAAGGUCGAGCGACUGAAGACGCUGGCGAAGAAUAUCCGCGGGAAUGCCAUGGCUCAGGGGCUUGUCACUUUCAAAGUUAACGAGCGGGCUGCGAAACUUGCGAACGUGUUGAUCAAACAGCUUGUGGAGAAUAACUCCUGGACCACGACUGUUCAGCAACAUGUCACAUGGAUUGUUAAGCUGGGCUUUGAAGGAAGGGCAAGAGAGGCAUAUCUAGAGGCACGAAGCGAAGUUAUCAGGAAACGAUCCCGCCAAGUAAUUUUCGAAGGCGACCUUGAAACCUACAUCUUCCAACUCUCCUUCAUCUACUUCACCAUCAUCAGAAACACAGUCGACAUCUACCAAAAGUGCUUCCCGCAAGUUCUCAUGUCCGCCUGCGUGAAGUGGGCGAAAGAACACGUCGAUGACUUCAACACUCUUCUGGCGAGGCAACUAAGUAGUGUGGAAAAGGAAGGGCCAGUGUGGCAGAAAUGCAUGGAGCAGGCGUUGGAGCAUGCCGCCAUGUUGGGAGAGGUGGGAUUGGAUUUUAGGGAGUUGAUUGGAAAGAGUGUGGAUGCGACACAGGGAGGGGAGGGAAAGCCGGUGGGGUUAGGCGUGACGACGUGAGGGUGACUGAUGUGGUGUCCCCACUGGGGCGAGGGUUUUUGAUGGGAUGACUUAGGCUCUUCGGGGUGUGAUUGGGUUGACAAUUUCUAAACGGGUGAUACCCCUUUCAGCGCUGUACAUACGUUAACUGGCAAUAGAUAGAUAUCUAUCAAGUUCUUAUUGUGGC